Amyelois transitella is the source of this 765-nucleotide messenger RNA. It is a transcript of the gene eIF3k, whose product is annotated as eukaryotic translation initiation factor 3 subunit K. The record is from RefSeq and is a predicted model, not a curated record. The transcript is spliced from 4 exons. NCBI's taxonomy places the organism in Eukaryota, Metazoa, Arthropoda, Insecta, Lepidoptera, Pyralidae. Gene Ontology annotation, molecular function: ribosome binding; translation initiation factor activity. Bases 88 to 732 code for a protein of 214 amino acids. Gene Ontology annotation, cellular component: cytoplasm; eukaryotic translation initiation factor 3 complex. Gene Ontology annotation, biological process: regulation of translational initiation.
UUGGAAUUUGUUUGGUUUGAUCGAGGAAGCCACGCAGCAGAACAAAAUUCAUUUUCUCUUUAUUUAUUAAACUAUUUGCUGGUUAAAAUGGCAGAGACUAUGAAACAGACUGUGGCUACGAUAUUAAAAAGCAUAGAAAGAUAUAACCCGGCAAACCUACAAACACUUGAGAGAUACGUGGAGACACAGUCUCGUGAGAAUACUUACGAUCUGGAAGCUAACUUGGCUGUGCUGAAGCUAUACCAGUUUAAUCCUGAGAAGUUCAAUGCUGAUAUUACCUGCCAAAUUCUGUUGAAAGCUCUGACUAAUUUCCCACAUACCGAUUUCACGUUGUGUAAAUGUUUAUUGCUUGAAUCUGUGACCGAAAAUGAGACAAUAUCGCAAAUCAAAUACCUAGCGGACAUACUGGAGCAGUGUGACUUCGCCCAGUUCUGGAACCGCGUGCACCAAAUGCCUGAGCUGUGCAACCGGAUCGUCGGCUUCCAUGAUUCUAUACGCAAGUUCGUGUGCCACGUGGUCGGCAUCACCUUCCAGACAAUUGAAAAGAAUAAUCUGGCAAAUUUGCUGGGUGGUAUUGAUGAUGUAACCUUAAAACAUUGGGUAAAGAAGUACGGGUGGAAGGAUGAAGGCAGCCUCAUCUUCAUCGCCAACCAAGACGAGAACAUCAAAACUAAGAACAUCACAGAGAAGAUAGAGUUUGAACACCUAGCACCGCUGAUGGCGCUCCUGUAAACUGAUUGAGAUUUAUUAAAAGGUAUUAUGUAA